UCGCUUAUUAUUAUAUUCACAAUCGACAUUUACACGUAUUAGAAUUAGAAACUAAAUGAAGGACAAAUAGCGUACAAAUUAUAAAAAAAGCUAAUUAAUUUGCAAAACUCUACUGUUCAUAGUCGUCAUAGCGUUUGAAUUCAAACUCAAAAGUUGGCCCUUCCAUGUAAAAGAACGACUAACUUCUCGAUAAAUCAACAGCUCACUUCACGUUUGUUUCCCACCACACUCGGCGGCUAUAUCACUCCCCGUUCGUCGGCCGCCGUCUACUACGGUUGAGUCUCUCGGGAAAAGUGGAAACAAAAUAACGCGCAGUUGAAAAAAAGCAAAGUCCGCCCACCGACUCCAGCUGCGCCUCACUUGCUUCUGGGACAACGCAGAAUCGUCAACGUUCGAACAUGAGGAGUUUAAUUCUAACGCUUUUGGCCAUCGCCUUUUGCGACUAUGGCUCGGCUUUCACCAACGUCUAUCCGAAGUUGAAGAGCUACCCUGUACGCGAAGGGGAGGAUGUCGGAGAUCCUUUGUUCCUGACACCGCUGAUCGAAAGUGGAAAGAUCGACGAGGCGAGACAAAAGGCCUCGGUGCAACACAAGGAGAUGGCAGAUGUCGAUAGCUACGCCGGAUACUUCACCGUCAACAAGCAGUACAACUCGAAUUUGUUCUUCUGGUUCUUCCCUGCUAAGAUAAAUCCAAAAGAUGCUCCAGUUGUCCUGUGGCUGCAAGGUGGUCCAGGAUCAACAUCUUUGUUUGGUCUUUUCACUGAAAAUGGACCUUUCAGUGUUACAAAAAAUAAGACAUUGAAGGCAAGAAAAUAUUCUUGGAACAUCAAUCACAAUUUAAUUUACAUCGACAACCCAGUUGGAACUGGUUACAGUUUUACAGAACAUGAUUUAGGAUACGCUAACAAUGAAACUGAUGUUGGUCGUGAUAUUCAUACAGCACUGGUACAGUUCUUUGAUCUUUUUCCUGAACUUCAGAGUAAUGAAUUUUAUGUUACUGGAGAGUCUUAUGCUGGAAAGUAUGUGCCUGCUGCAUCUCAUGCCAUCAAAGAUUAUAAUAUCAAAGCUAAAAUCAAGAUAAACCUCAAAGGUCUUGCCAUUGGAAAUGGCUUGACAGAUCCCUUGAAUCAGCUUUAUUACAGCGAUUAUUUAUAUCAGAUUGGACUCCUUGAUUUUAAUGGACGUGAUCAAUUUAAACAACUGGAAAGCCAAGCGAGAGAUUUGAUUAGACAGCAGAAGUAUAUGGAUGCCUUUGUAAUAUUCGACAGACUGAUUGAUAACGAUUUAACUAAUGAGCCAUCAUUAUUCAAAAACUUGACUGGUUUCGAUUUCUACUUUAAUUAUCUACACACAAAGGAUUCCAACAGCUCCAAUUGGUUUGCUGAAUGGGUACAGAGGUCAGAUGUUCGCAAAGCUAUACAUGUUGGCAACUGUUCAUUCAAUACUCAAGCUCAAAAAGUUGAAGAACAUCUCAGAUCAGAUAUUACCCAAUCAGCAACAUUCUUUGUUGCUGAUCUACUGCAGCACUUCAAAGUUCUGAUUUACAAUGGACAAUUAGAUAUAAUUGUAGCCUACCCAUUGACAGAAAAUUAUCUUCAGAAUCUAGAUUGGCCUGGGGCCAAAGAAUAUAAAAAAGCUGUAAGAAAACAAUGGUGGGUAGGAAAAGAAUUGGCUGGUUACUCCAAAACUGUUGGAAACUUGACUGAAGUGCUUGUAAGGAAUGCUGGACACAUGGUGCCUGCGGAUCAGCCAAUGUGGGCCUGGGACUUAAUUACUCGUUUUACUCAUCACAAAUCUUUUUAAUUAUUUUCGUAUAAACUAAUUCUGUUAACCAUCACAUUUAAGAGAAUGACAAAGAUUUAAGAGGCUGUUUAAAUACCUUGUAAGUUAAUACGAUAGAAAAAUGGUUUGUGAUUAUAGAAUAAGGUGUUUGUACACGAUUUCACAGUUAUUUAAUAUAAACAAUUGAUGAGAAUUUUAGAACUUAAGACAAAAUUUUAAUACUUUUGCAAUACUUGAACUCAUUAGUACAAUGCGUUUAAACUUUGUCAACUACUUAAGCAAUAUGAUGCAAAUGUGUGAGAUAUUUUCAUGACAAGAGUAAUUUGAUAACUUUAAUAAGAAAACGAUUUUUAAUCCUUUGUACAUAGAUAUAGAAGUAAUUUGCAAUCUCAUUUUUUAAAAUUAUUUUAACAAUAGUAAUUAUGAAAGAUGUAAAAAAAAAAUUAGAAAAGAACGUUUACUUCGUAUAAUAUAAAGUAUUUCCGUUAUAUCAAUUUUUAUUACUCCAGUUGUAUUUAAGUAAUACAAAAAUGCUAACAAAUAAAGAUACUCUUAUUUUCCCAGAUUUGGCGUUUGAAAAUUAAUUUAUUCGUCCCACUAUAAAAUUAUUGCAAUUGCUGAAAAAAUUUCGCCAACUAUAUCCUGACUUUUUUAAACGCACGAUUUUAUUGAAUUACAUACUCUGGAUUUUCCUAUCAAUCCACUAUCGCGAGCAUAAAAAUGAUAAAACGAUUUCAUUCAGAAUUUUGUCAGCUAUCAACUUUUUUCCGUUUGGCAAAACAAAAUUAUCAGAAUAAACAAAGCAUCUCUUCCUCUUUGCUUCAUUAUUUCUAGAAAUAUUUAUUUGGUUUAAAAUUUCGAAAAUAUUUUUCUAUAAUUAAUUCUUAAAUUUAAUUAUAAUCACAACACCAGCUUCACGAUCGCCAUUAAAAAAUAUCGUCUACAAUUUAUCUUCAGAUCAAUCCCGAAAAUGCCCCGGUGGUGCUGUGGUUGCAAGGCGGUCCAGGUGCAACGUCUCUGUACGGUCUCUUCACCGAAAACGGGCCCUUCAUUGUCACGGAAAAACAGACGCUGAAGUUCCGCAAAUACUCCUGGAACAUCAAUCACAACGUUAUCUACAUCGACAAUCCCGUGGGUACCGGCUACAGUUUCACGGAGAACGAGGCAGGCUACGCCACCAAUGAAACCGAUGUCGGACGCGAUAUGCACGAGGCUCUGGUUCAAUUCUUCAGUAUUUUCCCGGAGCUUCGGGAGAACGAGUUUUACGUAACCGGGGAAUCCUACGCCGGGAAAUACGUGCCUGCGGUGUCACACGCGAUCAAAGACUACAACGUCAAGGCCAAAAUCAAGAUCAAUUUACAAGGCCUUGCAAUUGGAGACGGCUGGACCGACCCUAUUAAUCAGAUUAAUUAUGGGGAUUAUCUGUAUCAGAUUGGACUCAUCGAUUUCAACGCCCGAGAGCAGUUCACGGUGAUGGAGAGCAAAGCUAAAGACUUAAUCAAGCAAGGAAAAUACUUGGAAGCUGGCGAGGUUCUUGACAAUCUCAUCGACGGCGACUUCGGUUCCAAGUCGUUGUUUCAGAAUCUUACUGGCUACAACUUUUACUUCAAUUACCUGCACAUAAAAGAUUCUAACGAUUCGGAUCUGUUUGCUCAGUUCGUGCAACGUCCUGACAUCAGGAAAGCUCUACACGUCGGCAAUCGUCCCUUUAAUACGGAGACGAAUAAAGUUGAGAAGUAUCUCAGAGCGGACACUACAAAAUCCGCAGCAUACAUAGUUGAAGAUUUGAUAAAAAAUUACAGAAUACUGAUUUACAACGGUCAGUUGGAUAUAAUUUGCGCAUAUCCCAUGACCGUGAACUACUUGAGAAAUUUGGAUUGGCCAGGAGCCGAGAAAUAUAAAACGGCGGAGAGAAAGCACUGGUGGGUUGGAAACGAACUGGCUGGAUACACGAAGUCGGUGGACAAUUUGACUGAAGUACUUGUGAGGAAUGCUGGACAUAUGGUGCCUGGAGAUCAGCCAAUGUGGGCUUGGGUUAUGAUCACACACUUUACUCAUCGCAAGCAUUUGUAAAAAUGUUUUUAUGAAUUAUUCUAUCUUUUCUUUUGCAAAUCCGUGACGUAGAUGCUGUGAUUAAAAAAAACUAUGAAUACUCAUCAUGAAAAUCUGUAGAUUAUAUUUAUCAUAAAAUAAAAAAAAACGUCUUGACGUUUAUUAAUUUAGCUAAGAUAAA
Molecule: messenger RNA, 4014 nt
Organism: Nasonia vitripennis (jewel wasp)
Lineage: Eukaryota; Metazoa; Arthropoda; Insecta; Hymenoptera; Pteromalidae
Product: venom serine carboxypeptidase
Exons: 2
Coding region: 399-1802 (467 amino acids)
Biological process (GO): proteolysis
Molecular function (GO): serine-type carboxypeptidase activity
Source: RefSeq, a predicted model, not a curated record